AUGGAUGGAUGGAUGGUGUCCGCCUUGACGCCUACCAAGCCACUGGCCAACGGCUACUGUGGCAGCAGCAGUCGUCCGUCCUGGCUGGCGCAAGGACAACGUUUAAACUUGCGCAUAUUUAAACUUUUGAUUAGCUGCUGUGCUCUAAUGUGCUGCAUUUAUACAAAUGCCUGGCAAUUGUCCAUGCUGGGCCAACUGGGGGUCAUGGCCGGCAGCAUCAAGGGACGCGGCGAAACGCAUCGCCUCGAUGAGAUUGGUGCCGGCUCUUUGACGCGCUCCUGGCUAACCCAAAGCAAUAAUCAUGCCAACAUCUCUGAGUUGUUGGACAAUUUGCUGCGUGGCUACGAUAAUAGCAUUCGACCGGAUUUCGGUGGUCCACCGGCUACCAUUGAAGUGGACAUAAUGGUGCGUAGCAUGGGUCCAAUAUCAGAAGUGGAUAUGACCUACUCGAUGGACUGUUACUUUCGACAAUCCUGGGUGGAUAAACGACUCGCCUUCGAGGGUGCCCAGGACACGUUGGCGCUGUCAGUGUCAAUGUUGGCGCGCAUUUGGAAGCCGGAUACGUAUUUUUACAAUGGCAAGCAGAGCUAUUUGCACACGAUAACCACUCCCAACAAGUUUGUGCGCAUCUAUCAGAACGGUCGUGUACUCUACUCCAGCCGUCUGACUAUUAAAGCGGGCUGUCCCAUGAAUCUCGCGGAUUUUCCCAUGGACAUACAGAAAUGUCCGCUCAAGUUUGGCUCAUUUGGCUAUACUACGUCGGAUGUCAUUUAUCGCUGGAACAAAGAGCGUCCGGCAGUUGCCAUUGCGGAGGACAUGAAAUUGUCACAGUUCGAUUUGGUCGAUUGUCCGGCGGGUAAUUUGACGGACAUUGUUUACAAGGCAGCGGCACCGAUGCCGCAGAACUACAAUAACAAGGACACGCUGUCAACCAAACAGCCACCCAACAGCAGCAACAACAACAAAGUGCUGACAACUUUCGCUGGGCCGGGUGCCAAAAAUCAACAUGUCCGUGGCACUGGCUUAAAGCUAGACAAAGGCGCGUUUGGCUCGGGUCGCGGCAUUGCCGGUGGCGGCGGUCUCGUCACGAAUCUGGCCGGGAGCAUCAGCCUGGAAACACAUCAUCCAUCGGAGUACUCCAUGUUGAUGGUUAAUUUCCAUCUGCAGCGCCACAUGGGCAACUUUCUGAUUCAGGUCUAUGGACCGUGCUGCCUGCUCGUGGUGCUCAGCUGGGUAUCCUUUUGGCUGAAUCGCGAGGCAACUGCGGAUCGCGUUUCGCUGGGCAUUACCACGGUGUUGACGAUGACUUUUCUGGGUCUAGAGGCGCGCACGGAUCUGCCCAAGGUGUCGUAUCCCACCGCUUUGGAUUUCUUUGUCUUCCUCUCAUUUGGAUUCAUCUUUGCUACCAUACUGCAGUUCGCAGUGGUGCAUUACUUUACCAAAUAUGGCUCGGGCGAGUGUUACUUCAUUAUCGAGGAGCUCGACUCGGAUUCGGCCGAGUCUGAAACGGAUGUGGACGCCAGUGGCCAGUCGGAUUUUCGUGGCAGCAGCGAGUCCAAGAUCUAUGAGGUCAUACCGCUGUCCAUGUGCGCCAUAAGCAUGCCAACAUCUGGCGGCAAUCGCUUAGGCAUGCUGCACUCCAGACGCACCACGCGCAAUCGCCGCCAUGGACUGAGGCGCUUCAGUUUCUGGCGCUGCUUGGACUGGCUAAGCUGCCGGCGACAGCGACGUCAACCUCGCAAAGCCACCUGCUCCGAUGAGGAGGAGGAGGAUGAUGAACAGACUCAGCUACGAGCCGAUGAGGCGCCCUGCACUUCAGCAGCUGCAGCAGCGGCGGCCGCAGCAGCAGCCGCUGCCCAAAGCUCGCCGCCACCUGUGGGACGCCGACGCAUGUCCUUCUACAGACGCGAAGAGCUGGAGGCGAGACGCAAGGGCAAACGCACGCCACAAUACAAUUCGGUGUCGAAAAUAGAUCGUGCCUCGAGGAUCGUAUUCCCACUGCUGUUCUUUCUGAUCAAUGUGUUCUACUGGUAUGGCUACCUGUCGCGCAGCUCACGCAUAUUGGCCAACACGCAGGCGAGCACCUGAUGUUACCUUUUAGCAAUUUAGACACAGUCCUCAAAAGAAAUCAGCGUUCCACAGAGGAAGAGCAGCGGCAAUGGCAAGGUGUUACAAUAUGGUAUAAAGGAUAUAUGAAAAAUAUGAAUUUCGGCUUCAGUUAUUUGCUCUUAGC
Drosophila hydei is the source of this 2233-nucleotide messenger RNA. Its product is annotated as gamma-aminobutyric acid receptor alpha-like. Gene Ontology annotation, biological process: nervous system process; chemical synaptic transmission; monoatomic ion transmembrane transport. NCBI's taxonomy places the organism in Eukaryota, Metazoa, Arthropoda, Insecta, Diptera, Drosophilidae. The transcript is spliced from 6 exons. Gene Ontology annotation, molecular function: extracellular ligand-gated monoatomic ion channel activity; transmembrane signaling receptor activity; neurotransmitter receptor activity. Gene Ontology annotation, cellular component: membrane; neuron projection; synapse. The record is from RefSeq and is a predicted model, not a curated record. Bases 1 to 2088 code for a protein of 695 amino acids.